Urocitellus parryii (Arctic ground squirrel) is the source of this 1028-nucleotide messenger RNA. It is a transcript of the gene Fabp4, whose product is annotated as fatty acid binding protein 4. Gene Ontology annotation, molecular function: lipid binding. Lineage: Eukaryota; Metazoa; Chordata; Mammalia; Rodentia; Sciuridae. The record is from RefSeq and is a predicted model, not a curated record.
UGGACUCCAGGGGGUCACAGCACCUUCUGAAAUCCUGCAGCCUCUUUCUCACCUGGAAGAAUACUCCUAGAAACCUGGCAAAAUGUGUGAUGCUUUUGUAGGUACCUGGAAACUUGUCUCCAGUGAAAACUUUGAUGAUUACAUGAAAGAAGUGGGAGUGGGCUUUGCCACCCGGAAAGUGGCUGGCAUGGCCAAACCCAACAUGAUCAUCAGUGUGAAUGGAGAUGUGAUCACCAUUAGAUCAGAAAGCACCUUUAAAAACACUGAGAUUUCCUUCAAACUGGGCCAGGAAUUUGAUGAAGUCACUGCAGAUGACAGGAAAGUCAAGAGCAUCAUAACCUUAGAUGGGGGUGUCCUGGUUCAGGUGCAGAAGUGGGAUGGCAAGUCGACCACCAUAAAGAGAAAAAGAGAGGAUGAUAAGCUGGUGGUGGAAUGUGUCAUGAAAGGCGUCACUUCCACCAGAGUUUAUGAGAGAGCAUAAGCCAAGAGACACAGCGACCUGGACUGAAGUUUGUAUCAAACUCCACGACAUUCUGUUGGAUGAAUUGUUCAAAAAGAUAUUAUUAUUUUCCCAUAAUUACCAAGCAACUAAUUUUUUCCCGAGCUGGAUUUUGCUAAAUAUGGUUGGUUUGGUUAAAUAAAACUUUUUAGAUUUAGAAGGUGGUAUGAUGGAUGAUAUAUUUAUUGUGCUUUGUAAUUUCAUUUACUCAUAAUUGAGUGAAGAAAAUAGAACAAUUGCAUUAUUGAUUUGUUUCUCAUAUAAGUCAUAAGAUCUUUCAUAAUAAUAAUGCAAGGUAAAAAAACAUUAAUAUCUGUGAAUUUUCUAUUUGCCCAGGUAGGAGGCAAUAUGUACCAUGACUGAAUAUUAGGUCCCUUUCUCAGUAUAUCUAAUUAAGAAACUAUCUCUUGGAGACUUAAUGUAGUUUUAAAUAGAGUAAAAUUGUCUAUUGUCAGCUGGUAUAAAUGAUUAUGUUUCAUACCUGCCCUGUCCUGGAUCUUUGCAAGUGAGUUGUACAUUCUUGUUGCAU